Molecule: messenger RNA, 1281 nt
Organism: Planococcus citri (citrus mealybug)
Lineage: Eukaryota; Metazoa; Arthropoda; Insecta; Hemiptera; Pseudococcidae
Product: ER membrane protein complex subunit 2-like
Exons: 8
Coding region: 286-1146 (286 amino acids)
Biological process (GO): protein folding in endoplasmic reticulum
Cellular component (GO): EMC complex
Molecular function (GO): protein binding
Source: RefSeq, a predicted model, not a curated record
AAAUUAAUUUGUAUUCCUUAUCAAAUUUUCAAUGGGUAAUGUAUUGCACUGUAUAUCCACCAAAUCCAUUUCCUUCAGUUUCCAGUCAUUUUGUUGGAGAUUUAAGUAAAGUUGAAUAAAGUUUUGGCAACUAACUGUUGUUAAUUCAUAUUACAGCUGUGAUUUUUUUUACUUUUGGUUCCAUUGUUAGUUGUUUUUUAAAAUAAAUUGGGUGUUUUUCCUUCCUUUCAACUGCUAUGUGCUGAAUUCAGUAUUCGAAAGUUGUGGAAAAGAAAAAUAAUAAUCAUGAUUGAAUUGACGUGGAAAGAAGCCAGAGAUGUUCUACGUACUCACAGAGAACAAAAUAUUAGGCAAAGUCAGAAAGUAGUCGAUAUUUGGGAGAAUGUUCUUAACGACAACGUGGAUAAAUUGGGCGACGAAAAGUAUGUCGUUUGGGAACAAGUCUGCUUUUGUGCGUUGGAUUGUAACAGAAUGGAUAUAGCUAAUGAAUGCCUCGUACAAUUAUUCAUUAAAUUCCCAAAUAGUUCCAGACAUCGCCUAUUAGAAGAACUUACUCACGAAUACCUUGAACGGUACGAUGAAGCAAUAGCUUUGCUGGAUUUGAUGAUCGAGAAUGAUGAUACUAAUGCUUCACCAAGGAAGCGUAAAAUUGCAAUUCUGAAAUCAAAAGGAAAAAUAGCUGAAGCGGUUAGAGAAUUGAACGAGUAUUUGAAAAAAUUCAUGAUGGACCAAGACGCAUGGAAUGAACUUUGCGAUUUGUAUUUAAGUGAACAAGAAUACGCCAAGGCGGCAUUCUGUAUGGAAGAACUGAUUCUACAGAACCCACACAAUCAUUUGUUUCACUUACGAUUCGCUGAAAUUAAAUACACCCAGGGAGGAUUUGAUAACUUGGAGCUAGCUAUGGCUUAUUACUGUCAAGCACUCAAGUUAAGUCCUUCAAAUAUGCGAGCACUAUUCGGAGUAUUUUUGUGCGCCAAACAUAUUUCAUCGUCGCAAAAAUGCAACUUGAACCGAAAGAAAAAAGUUAAAGAGAUAUUAUCCUGGUCUUUAGAACAAAUUCAAGCUCAGUAUGAUCAAGUUGCUGAUCCACUGCAGCAAAACGAUGUGGUUAAAAAUUUACAGAACCUGGAUUUAUCGGCAUCUUAAGUAAAAUGUUCUAUUUUUAUAUUUGUUAUACGAGUAGGUAAAAUAUUGUUAGCUCUUUUUUUCGUUUUAUUUGAUACAUUAUGUAUUCCAGUAUUGUACUGUUGCAAUUCAAUAAAAAUUUUAUUUUCAAUGGGA